AUGUCGUCCGGGCCGCCGCGCCGGAUGGGCGUGCGCCACCAUAAGCUGCGUGCGCCGCGCAGCCACGGCCUCACUGUGCCCGUGGACGAAAUGUGGGCGCGCCUCUCGGCGGCGAUCACGCAGAUUCAGCAGCACAACAUCUCGCAGCUGAGCUACGAGGAGCACUACCGCUACGCCUACAACCUCAUUCUCGGCGACAUGCUCUAUGCGGGCGUGCGGCGCCAGGUCGCCGAGCACCUCGCGCGCCAGCUGGACGCGCGACUCGUACCGCUCUUCCCCGUCGAGGCCGACCAGGUGCGCGUGGCCGCCGCGGCGCUGGAGCUGCCGCGUGCCGCGCCCGGACUUGCGCACGCGCUCGGCCUGCUGCCGGGCGGCGAUGCGUCGCUGCUGCACACGGUCGGCGCGGGCGAGCGCUUCCUCGGCGCGCUGACCGACCUGUGGGACGACCAUGGCUCGUGCAUGAGCAAGCUGCGCGACGUGCUCAAGUACGUCGACCGCGUGUACGUGCCGAACCAGCAGCGCGUGCCGAUCUGGGACCUGGGCCUCGACCUGUUCCGCGACACGGUCGUGCGGUCAACGCGGCAGCCGUGCUAUGUGCAGCUCAUGGUGACUCUCCUGCGGCACGUCUACUGCGAGCGCGAGGGCACCGUCGUGGAGCGCCGCACGCUCAAGGCCGUCACGGAUAUGCUCCUGGCGCUGAGCCAUACGCCGGACGUGAGUGUGUAUGUGCACGACUGGGAGCCGCUCUUCCUGCGUGCGUCGUCCGAGUACUACGUCGCCGAGUCGCAGCGCCUGCUCGCGACGCAGCAGGCGACGCACUACCUCGUGCAGGCCGAGCGGCGGCUCGCCGAGGAAGAGGCGCGCGUCGUGGCGUGCUUCUCGCCGCGCACGUGGCCGGCGCUGCAGGCGCUCGUCGAGCAGCGUCUCCUGACGGACCACCUGGACCAGGUGCUCGCGAUGCCAAGCGGCGGCCUCGUGGCCCUGCUCGACGCCGACGCGCGGCCGGACCUCGAGCGCCUGUACCGCCUGUUUGCGCGCGUGGAGCCGGGCCUCCCUGCGCUGCACCGUGCGUUGCGCGAGUACAUCGCGGCGCGCGGCCGGCGCAUCCACGAGGCCGCUGCGCCGCGCGAGGGGUCCGCCGCGCCGCCGCUCGAGGUCGCGCUCGCGUGGGUCGAGCAGGUGCUCGCUCUCCAGGCGCAGCUCGAUGGCGUGCUUUAUACCAGUCUCGCGGGCGACAAGAGCUGCGAGGCCGCGAUCAACGAGGCCAUGGAGAGCCUCGUCAAUAUGCAGGCGCGCGCGCCCGAGUUCCUCUCGCUGUUCAUCGACGAGCACCUGAAGAAGGGCUCGCGUGCAGCGGCGGAUAUGGAGCGGGUGCUGACGCAGACCAUCACGCUGUUCCGCUUUGUGCACGAGAAGGACGUGUUCGAGCGGUACUACAAGCUGCACCUCACGCGCCGCCUGCUCCACGGGCGGAGCGCGUCGGACGAGGCGGAGCGCGACAUGAUCGCGCGGCUCAAAGUCGAGGGCGGGCACAGCUACGUGCAGAAGCUGCAGGGCAUGCUGAAUGACAUGAAGCUCAGCGACGAGGUGCUCCAAGCGUUUGAGCGCGAGCAGGCGCGUGCCCCGGCGCCGCGGCCGCUCCCGAUGCAUGUGCGUGUGCUGACCGCGACGUACUGGCCGAUCGCCCUGCCGACACAGCCCCUCGUCCUGCCGCCCGUCCUCGCCGAGGCGUGCAGCGCGUUCGAGCAGUUUUACGCGGCGCGGCACCGCGGGCGUGUGCUGACCUGGCAGCCGUCGCUGGGCACCGCCGACGUGCGCGUGCAGUUCCGCGCGCGCGCGCACGACCUGUCCGUCUCGACGUACGCGCUCAUCGUGCUGCUCCUCUUCGAGCACACAGACACACUCGCCUACCCCGCGAUCCGCGCUGCGACGCAGAUGAGCGAUGCGGACCUGCAGCGCACGCUGCAGAGCCUCGCGUGUGCCAAGUACAAGAUUCUGCGCAAGGAACCCAAAGGGCGCGACGUGCACGAGUCCGACACCUUCACGUUCCAUGCCGACUUCACGUGUCCGCUCGCGCGCAUCAAGAUUGCCCAGGUCGCCGCCAAAGUCGAGACGCCCGGCGAGCGGCAGGCAACGACGGCCAAGGUCGAGGAGGAGCGCAAGAACCAGGUCGAUGCAUGCAUCGUGCGUAUCAUGAAGAGCCGCCAGACGCUCGCGCACAACGAGCUCGUAAACGAGGUCGUGCGCCAGCUGCUGCCGCGCUUCCAGCCGUCCCCCGCACUGAUCAAGAAGCGCAUCGAGUCGCUCUUGGAUCGAGGUACGUGCACGUCACUGACGCCAGAAUAUCUAGAGCGCACGGAGGAGCGGCAUGUGUAUCAGUAUGUAGCGUAG
Messenger RNA from Malassezia sympodialis ATCC 42132, 2391 nucleotides. RefSeq lists its product as uncharacterized. Gene Ontology annotation, biological process: ubiquitin-dependent protein catabolic process. Gene Ontology annotation, cellular component: cullin-RING ubiquitin ligase complex. The transcript is spliced from 5 exons. Lineage: Eukaryota; Fungi; Basidiomycota; Malasseziomycetes; Malasseziales; Malasseziaceae. The record is from RefSeq and is a predicted model, not a curated record. Gene Ontology annotation, molecular function: ubiquitin protein ligase binding. The coding region runs from base 1 to 2391 and encodes 796 amino acids.